GCCGGCUCCCGCAGCGCCCGCUGCCGCCGCGGGGGGGCGCUGCCGCCCGCCCGCCCGCCGCUGCCGCCGCGUCCCCGCCCCUCCGCCAUGGCCGAUGCGGAGGACGGGGACGAGCCGGGCGCCCCCCACUCGCACCCGGGCUCUGCGGGCUCCAAGGCGGGCGCCCCCGACAAGAUGUUCUCGCUGAAGAAGUGGAACGCGGUGGCCAUGUGGAGCUGGGAUGUGGAGUGCGACACCUGCGCCAUUUGCCGAGUGCAGAUGCCUGUCUUAGAUGUCAAGCUGAAAACAAACAAGAAGAUUGUGUUGUGGUUUGGGGAGAAUGCAAUCACUCCUUCCACAACUGCUGCAUGUCCUUGUGGGUGAAACAGAAUAAUCGCUGUCCCCUCUGCCAGCAGGACUGGGUAGUCCAGAGAAUAGGCAAAUAAAAACACUCAAAGUUGUUUGUGGUUUUUUUUCUGUUGAACCUCUUGAAAUAGUGUAUGUAUUAUGCUAUAUGCACAUACAGAAGAACAGAACAUGUCAAUCCUGGCAUGACUUAUUUAGUGUAUUUGCUACAAGAACAGUGUGGUUUUGUUGUAUGCUCUUUGCUGUAUGAGGGGGCAAUGGUCAGUCUUGCUGCAGGUGUUUUCACAAUUGAAAGAAGAGAAACACUACAUUAACGGACAUAUCUGUUACAAUUUGAGUGUUAACUGUAUCGGAGCAUAGCAGUGUGGUGAUGCAGAUUAUACCCUAAAUACAGUUUAUUUCAUAUUUCUGUGUAGAUAAAUAAAUUCAUUUCAAUGGGCAACCUUACCCAUAAGUCUAAUAGGCUGUAUAGUUUACUGUCAGGAUAAAUAAAUAAAUAAAUUGUUUUAUAAGUAAUAUUGUGUACAAAAACAGAGUUGGUGCAUUUUUUUAGAUAGUAUUCUGUUUUUUAAUCUAAAAUUAAUAGUGUGUAAAGCAUUUGCUAUGUGCUUUUUCCAUCACAUUAUACUAAACAUUUCUAAUUUAGGUUUUCUUUAUGACUUCAGAAAAUGUUUUGUUGUAUCUCUGUCUGUUGCUGUGUUAUAUUCUAUACAUGAUUUCUACAACUGUAGUGUUAUUAAUAUUUUUUAAUUUAUAUUUCUGUUGGAGAUCAUGGAGACAUGUAUUUUUAAUCCAGAGGCUUUUGGUAUAGCGACAUGUAUUUUAUAUCAGUUAACCAAUGGUGUAAACCAUCUCUCUGGUUAGCUGAAUAAUAUAGAAAACAAAUAAAACUUGAAUAUCCCAAGGAAAGCAGGUAUUAAUUACAUCUAGGAAAAUUGUUCAAUUGUGGUUUCAUGAAAACUCAGCUAAUAGAAACUUCUUUAUCAUUUUAUUGGUUACAGUGUUUUAGAAGUGGGAGGGAGCAUUGUUUCAUUUUUGUGGAAAUCCUCAAUGUAUCGUUUUUAUAUUAAUCAUGUGAUUUUUUUUCUUACAAAUAUUGAAGUGCUUGCCUCUGACUUCGUCUUUUCCCUAAAUAUGCAAAGUAAUUACUAUUAAUCUGAGUGUAUGCUGUGGAUUUUUUUUUAAUAUAUGUGAUAAAGCGGUUGAAUUACUACUUUAAGGCUGUAACAAAUUCAGGCUUAAUAAAAUGGUUAAUAAACCUGGGUGAACUUGAAGCAA
Columba livia (rock pigeon) is the source of this 1623-nucleotide messenger RNA. It is a transcript of the gene RNF7, whose product is annotated as ring finger protein 7. The coding region runs from base 88 to 363 and encodes 91 amino acids. Lineage: Eukaryota; Metazoa; Chordata; Aves; Columbiformes; Columbidae. Gene Ontology annotation, cellular component: nucleus; Cul5-RING ubiquitin ligase complex. Gene Ontology annotation, molecular function: cullin family protein binding; zinc ion binding; ubiquitin protein ligase activity. The record is from RefSeq and is a predicted model, not a curated record. Gene Ontology annotation, biological process: ubiquitin-dependent protein catabolic process; protein ubiquitination. The transcript has 3 exons.